Molecule: messenger RNA, 1221 nt
Organism: Papaver somniferum (opium poppy)
Lineage: Eukaryota; Viridiplantae; Streptophyta; Magnoliopsida; Ranunculales; Papaveraceae
Exons: 9
Coding region: 119-1003 (294 amino acids)
Source: RefSeq, a predicted model, not a curated record
UUUAAGGUACUCAAUAUCCAAUCUCCAUUCUCUUCAUUAUCCCUUUCUUCUUCUCUACUCUGAGGCCAUCACCACCGCCAUCAAUAGCAGAUCAUCACUACUGCCGCCACCUCGCUUGAUGGAUUCAGAAAGUGUGAAUUUGGAAGAAAGACUAAAAUCCUUUUUGAUUCAACUUCAAAAUGAGUUUAGAAUCCUUGAUAGGAUUGUUUACAAGGGAAAGAAUCAACAUAGAAGAUGUUUCUACUUUCAAUAUGUCAUGAAGGUGAGGAGGGAUGUGAAACUUUUGUUAUCAGCGGGGUUACAGGAGAUGUUGGACUUCUUAUUUCAAAUUAUUAAUGAAAAGAAACCUACAAGGACUGGACGGUCAAUCUUCUUGAAAGAUGCAAAACCUGCCACUAGAAAAUCUGUAAUCAGCUGGGUUUUAAUUACUUUGGACGAGGACUUCUUAUCUCAAAUUCGAAGUGUUUUAAUUAACAGCCGUAUGGCUUAUUGCUUGCCUUUGUCGAAUAAUGAGUUCAUGAAAGUGUAUAUCUCAGCUUCUUUUUUGGUCUGUCUGUGUGUGUGUGUUUUCAUCAAGUUGUAUCUGCAUAAUGGACCUACUUGUUGCAAUGUAUCUUUCAGUUUAAAGAGGAGAAAAUGUAACACUGAAAAAUAUAAUUACCAGGAGCGGCUAUUGGGAGUUGCUCGUUUAUUAUCGCAGAUGGUUGAACCUAUGGUGAAGUCAGUGAUUGAUAUAUCAUCCUUACUAGCUCGAUCUUUUUUCAUGGGAUUCUCUGUGACAAUUCUGGCUAUACUUGGACGUCUGCGGGUUCUGGUCCAGCAAAUACUACUUGAUGUCGUUUCGGUUCACAACCUGAUUUCAUCUAUAUCUCAAAAGGAGCACUCUGUAAAACUAAAUCGGCAAGGAAUUGAGGUCAUCAGGGAGUACUAUCCCUCAAAUGAUGUAGUUGUACACUGGAGUGUGUAUGGGAAAAAGAUAAGUUUGUUUUGCUUGAGAAAGUGAAUAAAAUUGAGAUCAAAAAGCGAGAAACAGAUCUGCAAUCAUCAAAUAUAAAAUAUCAGACUGUAGAAGCAUUCCUGGGACUUGGAGAUGAUGAACCUGGUUACAAGAAGAUGGACACAGAUAACUCCAUUGAAGAGCACCCAGACCCUAUAAACAUCUACAGACGCGAAGUUGGUGAAUCUGCAGAACAACCUACAAAUAUCAGUAUGAGUGCAAAG